CAUUAUUUUGACACUCUUAACUGUAUUUUAUUAUAUACUUGAAUAUUUAAACUUUUCUUUAUUUGCAAAUACCAGUGAAUACUAACGACAUAUAUUGCAUUUAGUUUUCACCACUAAUAACACAUGUAUGCACAUUGGAUUUGAUGUCAAGCAAACAACUGCAUUCCGUGUGCAUUUCGAAUUAAUCAUGGCUAAUUUAACAAUGACAAUAAGUGAUUUCGAAGAUGAAAAAUUCAGGAAUUUAUUGCCACCUAUAGUUUUUAUCGUGAUUACUUUAAUAAUUGGAGUUCCUGGGAACAUCGUAGUUCUGGUUAUUUAUGGUAAGAAAUAUGUUAAAAGCGUACACAGAACUAUUGUUUGGAAUCUAGCAGUGGCGGAUCAGAUAUUCUGUACGAUAGGAAUACCAUUUAACAUUGCUCGGAUAGUACACUAUUAUUCAUUUGAAGGAGAAUGGGCAUGUGUUGUGUUUGUUGUUUUGCUGUAUUUCCUACUGUUGUAUUCAACACACUUAUUACUACUUCUAUCCAUUCACAGAUUCCGGAAGAUAUGCUUCCCGCUGAGAACACAAAUAAGUUUGGAUAACGUCAACUACUGGGUAAUUGCUUGCUUCAGCAUUGCACUCAUCCUAUCUGCACCACAUUUUGGCCUCUCUAAAUACGAAAAAAUAAAAGUUGGAUAUAACUUAACUGGCUUUAGCUGUGCUAUAUCACUUUCCAAUCCGUCAAUUUAUUCCACUGCAUUCAGUUACGGUUUUCUAGCAUUGUUCUUUGUUUACACAAUUGUCUUAGUCGUGAUAUACUCGAUUAUAGGACGGAAAUUAUACAUACAGCAUACGGGACGAAUCAAAAAGAAAAUCACCAGCUCUACACAGAAGGCUAUUUCAAGUAAAAUGACCAAAAUCGCUUUUGCAAUAUCUAUGGUUUUUGCAGUGAGUUACAUUCCACUGUUUAUACUUCAGAUUACAGAGAAAAUGAUCGAUAAGGACGAUCUAAACACUUUCCAGUUUGCAAUGUUAAGGAUUGGCGAAAGACUUUAUCUUGUCAACCACGUUGCAAACCCAUUUAUAUACGGGAUAUUUGAUAACCAAUUCAAGAAACAUUUUAAAAAACUUAUUACGUGCAAUUGGCGCCAUGACGAAACAAAAAGCAACAAUAGAGAUUCUACUACUGUAACAGAAGUUCAGCUUGAGCAGUUUAUAAAUACUAAUGUGUAACGGAAUAAUGUAAGGUAUAAAUUUGACGAUACACCGACGACAGCCAGGGAAACGAUACAAAGCGAUCCUAUAUUCUGUCGUCGGUGUCUUCAUUGUUGAAGUUAGGUUUGUGGUUAAAGUGUUUUUUUCUAAUAUCAAUAACCUUCACAGAUUAUUAUGAAAGUGAGAAAAGGCUAUUUCAUGAACAAAAGACAGUAUCCAGAAUAAAGUUUAAAAAAUA
Mytilus californianus (California mussel) is the source of this 1433-nucleotide messenger RNA. Its product is annotated as type-1 angiotensin II receptor A-like. Gene Ontology annotation, cellular component: membrane. The transcript has a single exon. Gene Ontology annotation, biological process: G protein-coupled receptor signaling pathway. The coding region runs from base 128 to 1213 and encodes 361 amino acids. Lineage: Eukaryota; Metazoa; Mollusca; Bivalvia; Mytilida; Mytilidae. Gene Ontology annotation, molecular function: G protein-coupled receptor activity. The record is from RefSeq and is a predicted model, not a curated record.